Molecule: messenger RNA, 954 nt
Organism: Austrofundulus limnaeus
Lineage: Eukaryota; Metazoa; Chordata; Actinopteri; Cyprinodontiformes; Rivulidae
Product: olfactory receptor 13D1-like
Exons: 3
Biological process (GO): G protein-coupled receptor signaling pathway; detection of chemical stimulus involved in sensory perception of smell
Cellular component (GO): membrane
Molecular function (GO): olfactory receptor activity; G protein-coupled receptor activity; odorant binding
Source: RefSeq, a predicted model, not a curated record
AUGGCGGGGGUGGRGAGAGACUGUCAGUCGUUGCAAACAGCACUUUCCAUCAGCUCCAUGAACUCCUCAUCUAAUAACACCAGUGUGACGAUCAGUCUGAUUAAUCUAGAAGGCAUGGGCUUAACUGCAGCCAAACAUGUGAUCGUCCUCGUGCUCGGCUUCAGCAUCAACUACAUCAACGCCACGUUGAUUGUCACCUUCAGGAAACACCAGGUUUUGUACAUGAACCCUCGCUACAUCCUGUUCAUCCAUCUUGUUGUGAACGAUAUGAUCCUGCUGACAACAUCAAUCAGUCUGUUUAUCAUUGUUUACAUCUUCUAUAAYAUUAAUGUUUCCCUCUGUUUGAUUUUUAUGAUUGCGUCUGUUUUCACCAGUCUGAACACACCGUUAAAUUUAGCAGUGAUGGCUGUGGAGUGCUACAUCGCUGUGUGCUUCCCUCUGAGACACGCUGAGCUCUGCACCGUSAYACGGACUUAUAUUCUGAUCGUCUGGAUUUGGGUUUUCAGCUCAUUUACAGUUUUGUUUCAAACUGUUGUUCUACUGUCAACAAAACCUCUGGAGUUUUUUCAUUCCACAGUGCUUUGCAUGACGGAAAAUAUGUUCCAACACCCAAUAAGUUCUCAAAUGAGGGAAAUAACUUAUACAAUUUAUUUAACGGUAGUUUGGUUCACACUUUUCUUUACRUACUUCAAGAUCUUCUUUGCUGCUAAAGCAGCUAAUUCAUCUGAUGGAAAAACAAAAAAGGCCAGAAACACCAUCCUGCUUCACGGCUUUCAGCUCCUGCUGUGUAUGCUGACAUAUUUAAACCCUUUGGUCAAAUCCGUUGUGUUACGCACUUUCCCUACGUAUUCUAGUCAUUUCCACUUUGCUUGGUACAUCAUUGUUGACAUUCUCCCCAGGUUUAUCAGUCCCAUUGUGUACGGGCUGCGAGACAAAACAUUUAAACUGCAUUUG